Messenger RNA from Cucumis melo (muskmelon), 2302 nucleotides. RefSeq names its product probable protein S-acyltransferase 4. Gene Ontology annotation, biological process: peptidyl-L-cysteine S-palmitoylation; protein targeting to membrane. Gene Ontology annotation, cellular component: endoplasmic reticulum; Golgi apparatus. Lineage: Eukaryota; Viridiplantae; Streptophyta; Magnoliopsida; Cucurbitales; Cucurbitaceae. The coding region runs from base 535 to 1869 and encodes 444 amino acids. The record is from RefSeq and is a predicted model, not a curated record. The transcript has 6 exons. Gene Ontology annotation, molecular function: protein-cysteine S-palmitoyltransferase activity.
AUAUCAAUUUUUCUAUUGUGCUUUCGAUUUCCAAUCCAAACGACAAACAAAGAAAUGUUGGGUGCGUCGUGCGCAAAUGCCGCGAGAAAUUGAAACUUCCGCCUAACACAUCAUUGCCAGCACCCCCAUUUGAUCCAGAAGAGGAACCUCUGUCUUGGGUUACUCCGCGUUCUUUCAAAUUCUGGAAAAAUCAAUUCUUUUCACCAUUAGAGAAGCUCAGCUGGUUUUUCGUUCAAAAACUUCCUUACCCUUCCCUCCCAUUUCUGUUUCUUAGAUUCAACCUUUGUUGUUCCCUUCUCUCACGUGUAUGCACGUUGUUUCGUUGAAGCAAGAUAAAAAAAAUUCGACCCCAAAAGGGGAUGUUUCUGGUUUCUUGGAUCAUUCUUUGAAUUGGGUUUUGAUUUUUUAGAGGUGGGGUUGUUUGUUUUUCUUUCAUGGCUUCUCUGGUGAAGGAAUAAGUGCGGGUUGUUCCGUUUGUCCUUGGUUUUGGGUAUAGGAUUCUCCGAGUUGGGUGGAUCGUUCACCGGACUCGGUAUGGCCACGCCGAAGAAACCCAAAAGACUUUACCAAGUUUGGAGGGGAAGUAAUAGAUUUUUCUGUGGUGGGAGAUUGAUAUUUGGUCCCGACGUAUCAUCUCUGUUUCUCUCCAUAUGUCUUAUUGCUGUCCCUGCUGUUGCCUUCUGCAUAAAGAUAGUUUUGAAGAUUCAUGACGAGAAACCUCCUGGGAACACUCGCUGGUUUCCUGUAUUAUUUGGUGGUCUCAGUCUCACUAUUCUGGAAAUCACAUGCCAAGUAAACUAUGUGCAGGAUUUGAUGUUUCUCUUAUUGACUUCCAGUAGAGAUCCUGGAAUACUGCCACGAAAUUCAAGGCCUCUUGAGUCAGAUGAAUCAGACGACAUGGCUACACCAUCCAUGGAAUGGAUCAAUGGAAGAACCCCACAUCUGAAAAUUCCUCGGACCAAAGAUGUGACUGUAAAUGGUCACAUAGUAAAAGUCAAAUACUGUGACACUUGUCUGUUUUAUCGGCCUCCUCGUGCAUCUCAUUGUUCCAUAUGCAACAAUUGUGUUCAGAGAUUUGAUCAUCACUGUCCAUGGGUUGGGCAGUGCAUUGGAAUUCGUAAUUAUCGAUUCUUCUUCUUGUUCAUUACAACCUCAACUAUCCUGUGUGUAUAUGUGCUGUCGUUUUCGUUGUCUAUUCUUAUUCAUCAUCAAGAAACCUUUUUCAAGGCUGUAUCCAAAGAUAUCCUUUCAGAUAUUCUAGUAGUGUAUUGCUUCAUCGCCUUUUGGUUUGUUGGUGGCCUCUCCAUAUUCCAUUCUUAUCUUGUAUGUACAAACCAGACUACCUAUGAAAAUUUCCGAUAUCGUUACGACAAGAAGGAGAAUCCAUAUAACAGGGGAAUGAUAAAGAAUCUUAGAGAAGUAUUUUUCUCCAAGAUACCACCUUCAUCAAAUAAGUUCCGAACUAUUGUCGAGGACGAUCACAUGAUGGUGGCUGUUACUCCUAAUCUUGAAGAAGGCGUUCUUAGCUCCAAGGAGAAAAUUGAUUUUGAAAGGGGAACUAGAUUUAUGGAGGAUGAGGCCUUCCCAAUCCCUGAGAUAUUGAGGAGGUUGGAAUAUGAUGAUGAUCUGGAUGAUGAUUUGAAGACUGUAGAAGGAGAAAGACCUCAUGUUGAUCCACUAUUUCCUCUGGACCAAGAAGUAGAGGAAUUUGCAAAACACGCCAGUGAUCGAAUACUUGACCCUCAGCUAGUAUUAGCUAUGGAAGAUAGUGAUGCAGUAGCCGUAGAAAAUUUCACCCUUAAUGGGGUGAACACAGAUGAGACCAAGGAUGCACACGACUCAUCUCAAGUUAAAGCUUCAAAGUUUUAGGUGCAAAGAUUACAUUUCUAUGGAGGCAGGGGAGAAGCAGCAAUGCAUCUACAAAAUGCUUGCUGUUUUUUUCAUCAGAAGCAGUGAAAAGUGACUUAAGAAAGAUUGUGUUGUACAUUAGAUAACCACAGGUGUAGAGGUUUAAUGAAAUGUUGUUGAUGAUGAAGAAGCACAUGAUCAAAAGCUUUAUUGUUAUGUGGUGGAUGAGGAAUUUUCUGUUUCUAAAGUGUUGGUUACUUUGCGUUUUCAUGUAUCUAAGGUGCUUUAAAAUAAAGCUCAAAUUUCACAUGCCAAAAUUAGUUUUCUUGAGACAUUGAUUCAUUUGUUCUGCAUUUUUUUUCCUUUUCUUUACAACUUUUUUCUUGUUAGCUAAAUAUGUUUGGUUCUAUAAGAAACUUUUGAUGUAAGGAAAGAAAAUUGGUUGAUUGUUUAA